AUGGGGAGCUCUGGCUACGCGGAAUACACCGCCGCGCCCGCUGCCAAGACGAUGAAGAUCCCCGACUCGAUCUCUUCACCAGACGCCUGCGCCGCUAUACUGCAAGGACUGACAGCAUUGACAUUGACAGAGGAAGCGCACAAGGUCGAGAAGGGCGAUUGGGUAUUAGUACUAGCGGCGAGUGGAGGGGUCGGCGGUUGGUUGUGUCAGAUUUUGAAAGCAAAAGGCGCGCAUACUAUAGCGACGGUGGGGAGUGAGGGAAAGGUUUCUGUGGCGAAGGAGAGUGGGGCCGAGGUUGUGCUGGUUGAGGGUAAAGAUAAUGUUCUGGAGAAGGUGAAGGAACAUACAGGUGGUGCUGGUGUGGCGGCGGUGUUUGAUGGGGUGGGCAAAGAUACGUUUGACCGGAGUUUAGAGUGCGUGGCGAGAAAAGGGACGUUGGCUAGCUUUGGGAACGCGAGUGGGGCUGUCCCGCCGUUUCCUAUUGCCAAACUGUCCGCGAAGAAUGCGAAGGUUGCCAGACCCUCAUUAUUCAACUACAUCUCCACACGGGAGGAAUAUGAACAUUAUGCGAACGAACUAUUCAAGAUGAUGGCGGAAGAUGACUUUAAGACUCGCAUUCAUGAAACGUAUCCUUUGAAGGACGUAGCUAGAGCGCAUAACGAUCUCGAGGGUCGUAAGACCAUGGGCAAAUUGCUCAUGACGCCGUAA
This is a messenger RNA of Letharia columbiana, 708 nucleotides long. RefSeq lists its product as uncharacterized. The coding region runs from base 1 to 708 and encodes 235 amino acids. Lineage: Eukaryota; Fungi; Ascomycota; Lecanoromycetes; Lecanorales; Parmeliaceae. The record is from RefSeq and is a predicted model, not a curated record. Gene Ontology annotation, cellular component: cytoplasm. Gene Ontology annotation, molecular function: zinc ion binding; quinone reductase (NADPH) activity. The transcript has 3 exons. Gene Ontology annotation, biological process: cellular response to oxidative stress.